Molecule: messenger RNA, 1401 nt
Organism: Darwinula stevensoni
Lineage: Eukaryota; Metazoa; Arthropoda; Ostracoda; Podocopida; Darwinulidae
Source: the annotation of a GenBank genome assembly
AUGAGGGUCGGGCCAUCGAUCGCCGUCCGCAUCGACUACGCUGGCUGCCUUGGAAACGCGUCCCAACACGGCCUUCCUCUGCAUCGUCCGUCGUCCUCCGUCCAUGCAUUCCGUGUUUUGGAGUCUGUGGGGAAACGAGAGGACUCAGGGAUGGCAGGCUCGCCGUCGAGCAUGAACCGCUAUGUGACGCUCAGCACGCUCGGGGAUGGCACUUACGGGUCGGUCGUGCUCGGGCAGCGGGUGGACACGGGGGAGAAGGUCGCCAUCAAGAAGUAUCAGAGGGUGUGCACCCUCGGGGAUGGCACCUACGGGCAGGUGGUGCUCUAUCGCCGCCUUGACACUGGCGAGAAAGUCGCCAUUAAAAGGAUGAAACGGAAGUAUUACUCCUGGGACGAAGCGAUGAACCUCAGGGAAGUGAAGAGCCUGAAGAAGCUGAGCCAUGCGAACGUGGUGAAGCUGAAGGAGGUGAUCCGCGAGAACGACAAUCUCUACUUUGUCUUCGAAUACAUGAAAGAGAAUCUCUACCAGCUCAUCAAGUCGAGGGACAAGAUGUUCCCGGAAGCGACGAUAAGGAACAUGCUGCUCCAAGUACUUCUCGGCCUCGAAUUCAUGCACAAGCACGGCUUCUUCCACCGGGACAUGAAGCCGGAGAACCUGCUGUGCAUGGGGCCGGAGCUGGUCAAGAUCGCGGAUUUCGGCCUGGCGAGGGAGAUCCGGUCGAGGCCGCCGUACACCGACUACGUCUCGACUCGGUGGUACCGAGCCCCCGAGGUGCUUCUCCGCUCGACGAGCUACAGCAGCCCGAUCGACAUCUGGGCCGUGGGCUGCAUCAUGGCCGAGCUCUACACGUUCAGGCCGCUCUUCCCCGGCUCGAGCGAGAUCGACCAGAUCUUCAAGAUCUGCUCCGUGCUGGGGACGCCGGACGAGAGGGAGUGGCCCGAGGGUCACCAACUGGCGAAGGCGAUGAACUUCACGUUCCCGACGUUCUCGCCCACGCCGCUGCACAAGAUCGUUCCUCAGGCCUCGUCCGAGGGCGUGAGGAUCAUGGAGGAGAUGCUGAGGUACAACCCGACGCACCGGCCCAGCGCUCAGAAUUGCAUCAGGCAUCCGUACUUCAAGGUCGGAGGGUCGAGACUUCAAGGCGGGGAUUCCAUGACCAAGAGGUCCGUGUCCAUGAGGCGGUACAGCGAGGAGCCGGACGAGGAAUUCGACAGCAUCGCCAGGAAGGUGCCGGCGGGUCCGGCGUACGUGAAGAGCCAGACGGUGCCGGGGCCUUUCGGGUCUGCGAAGCAGCGAUACCUCAACAAUUCCCGAUACGUUGCGGGGCAGAACACGAAGCUCGCCAUCAGUAAUAGCAGAUUACGGGACUCCAGUGAGCAUUUCGCAUUCCUCGAGCCGUGA